AUGGCACUGCACGCUUUUCUGGUUCUAGUGUUGGCCGCUAUUGGCGUUCUGGUACAUGCACACGGUGCUCUGGUCGUCGACACUGCCCCCGACACUCCCCGUCCAUAUGUGCUGCCGAAUCUCAAGGGCGGGGCGGUCGACUUUGGUGGCUUGAUCAUUCGAACCCUUGUUUCCAAUUCCACCUCUGCCGGCGCUUUGUCAGUCCUGGGCGCCAACUCUGGUCCCAGCGGUCUCAGCAUCAUCCACUCACACAAGCAAGUCGAAACAUUCUACACCAUCAAAGGCAGUGUGCAAGUUUUCCACAAUACCAACCAGGGUCGUGAGCUUCGAGCCAACGAUUUCGUACUUCUCGCACCUGGCAGCAACCACACCUACCGUUUCAAUGAUCCCGAUUGCCAGCUCACCUUGUGCCUGGCUCCUGGCGGCGUGGAAGGCCUCUUCACAGCUGUCGGCAGCCCAUACAACUCGUCCGCGCCUUUCAACCCGGAAGACAAGCCGCAGUUGAACGUCACCGAGGUUUUGGAACUUUUUCCCAAAUAUGGCAUCACCCCUGCGCCUUACAAUACCAUCGAUUUGGAUUGGACCAACGGAACCACCCGCGAUGGCUUGGGCACCUGGCAUGUUGCUGAUCAGCCCUUACCAAAUGACGCCGCCACACCAUAUUUCAUCUCCAGCAACCUAGGACCCAAAUAUCUGCACCGAAGCACCGGUCAAGUGAUUGGUUUGUUGGCAUCCGGUACACAGACCAAUAACAAACUCACUGUCGCGACGGUUGCUAUGAAGCCUGGUUCACAGCCUGCCGCCGUCACCUUCGAUGUUCACCAAGCGCUUCAGGUAACCGAAGGUCAGCUUCACCUCGAAAUGAACCAUGAGACUGUGACCAUGACCUUUGGCGAUUUGGCGUUCAUUCCUAAGGGCACUUUCUUCAGUUACUGGUCCACGGUCGGCUUUACCAAGUUUGUGACCUGGUCUGCAGGGCCGGGACUGGCUGACAGUCUGAUCAAGGAGGCAGAGCAAUGGAAUCAUGCGGUCUGGCCGGCAUGA
Messenger RNA from Capronia coronata CBS 617.96, 1044 nucleotides. RefSeq lists its product as uncharacterized. The coding region runs from base 1 to 1044 and encodes 347 amino acids. The transcript has a single exon. NCBI's taxonomy places the organism in Eukaryota, Fungi, Ascomycota, Eurotiomycetes, Chaetothyriales, Herpotrichiellaceae. The record is from RefSeq and is a predicted model, not a curated record. Gene Ontology annotation, biological process: regulation of DNA-templated transcription.